CAUUAUAUAUUUUCCUGGUCUUAACAAAAUAUAAAACCCCAAUAAUUGUAGGGAGCAGGCAGGAAUCCUCUUUGCUUUAUUCCCUGAAUUUUCGCCAACUUACCUGAAGAAAGAUGUCGGAAUCAGAGACCGGUUUAAUGACAGCGAGCAGAGAAUCAUCAAUGCCAUUCACAAUGGCUCUCCACCACCAACAGCACAACCAACCUCCUUCUCCUCCUCCUCCUCCGCAGCAGGAGCAGCAGCAACAGUCGUCGCCACCACCGCAGCAGCAGCAGUACCAACACAACUCAGCCGGAGGUGGGAAUCCUGCUUUGAACAUGAACUUGCCCGUGGAGAUGACGACGGGGAGCGAGCCUGUGAAGAAGAGGAGAGGGAGACCGAGGAAGUACGGACCGGAACUGGGUUUGGUUCCCAGAGCUCCUUUCACCGCCACGCAAACUAGUGGUGGUGGUGGUGGUGGUGGUUCCGGCGAAGGAGGGUCGUCUACGCAGAAGAAGAUGAGAGGACGACCUCGUGGCUCUAUCAAUAAGAAAAAGCUUCAGGCUUUAGGCUCGACAGGAGUGGGAUUUACGCCUCAUGUACUUACCGUGAUGACUGGAGAGGAUAUCGCAUCAAAGAUAAUGGCGUUUUCUCAGAACGGACCACGCACUGUGUGUGUCUUGUCUGCAAAUGGAUCUAUCUCCAAUGUGACUCUUCGCCGGUUCGCCGCAUCUGGUGGAACCGUUACAUAUGAGGGGAGAUUUGAGAUUCUGUCUUUGUCGGGCUCGUUCCUUCUCGUAGAGAACAACGGUCACAGAAGCAGGACAGGAGGUCUGAGUGUGACCUUAUCAGCUCCUGAUGGUCAUGUCUUAGGUGGUUGUGUAGCUGGUCUUCUUAUAGCAGCAUCACCUGUUCAGAUUGUUGUUGGGAGUUUCAUACCAGAGGGGCAAAAAGAACAGAGACAGAUGGAACUAGCGUCGUCACCGACAUUACUACCGCGUGUGGCACCAAGUCAAGUACUGAUGAAUCCGAGUAGCCCGCAGUCUCGUGGCACAAUGAGCGAGUCAUCUAUCGGAGGACAUGGAAGCCCUCUUCACCAGAGUACGACAGGAGGACCUUACAACAACACCAACAACCUCUCCAUGCCUUGGAAUUAGCCAUGUGAUAUUAUUUGUAGUUUUAAAAACUCCAACAAGCCUUCUAUUAUUAGAAUGAUGAUAUGAUUCUUAUCUUUAGUUUAGGCUUAUUUUAAAAAGAGUUUAAAUAACUUAACAUGCUUUGUGUUUCGUUAUAUUUUCAGAACCUUGAGUUGUUCAAUAUCCUGAUUAAUGUAGAUCUUUCUUUUUAUUAUGAA
Molecule: messenger RNA, 1333 nt
Organism: Raphanus sativus (radish)
Lineage: Eukaryota; Viridiplantae; Streptophyta; Magnoliopsida; Brassicales; Brassicaceae
Product: AT-hook motif nuclear-localized protein 10-like
Exons: 6
Coding region: 114-1136 (340 amino acids)
Molecular function (GO): minor groove of adenine-thymine-rich DNA binding
Source: RefSeq, a predicted model, not a curated record